Anneissia japonica is the source of this 2780-nucleotide messenger RNA. Its product is annotated as protein O-glucosyltransferase 2-like. Gene Ontology annotation, cellular component: endomembrane system. The transcript has 10 exons. NCBI's taxonomy places the organism in Eukaryota, Metazoa, Echinodermata, Crinoidea, Comatulida, Comatulidae. The record is from RefSeq and is a predicted model, not a curated record. The coding region runs from base 687 to 2243 and encodes 518 amino acids. Gene Ontology annotation, molecular function: glucosyltransferase activity; protein binding.
GGUCGUUGUUUGUUUUGGUUUUGUGCUGCUGUCAAUCGCUUGAGUGAACUGUGUUAUUUGGGUUUGACUUUUUAUGCUCCGGUAAUUCAUGAUAAAGGAACAUAAAGAACAGAUUAAGCAGUUGUUGCAUAUCACAGGAUUUCAGCGGUGGAUUUAAAGUGUUUUUCUUUAAUAGCAUUUUUGCGACGAGUGGUCCUACUCAUAAUAGCCUAACUUGGCGUUCUAAAAAGUAGGUAUGCAGACAGUGUAGUAGGCCUAGCCUAGGCAAGUUUAUUGUGUCAAAACGUGGAUCAAGGUCACAUCUCUGAUCUUGAAUAGUGGGUAGGCCAGUGGCUGGCCUGAGGAUUGCAUACAGUACAUGCUCACUAUGGUAUAGGGUUACACUCGCUUCGUGUUACUAACUCUAUAACCUUAGAGCCAGGAGGCUAGCCUAGGCCUGACCGAGUUUAUUGCUAAAACCAUUCAUGGCCCUCUUUAUUAAUAUUAUCACCAUAGCUUAUAACUUUUAAAAAUAGACCACUCUCAUCGACUUCUUCUACUAGGCCUAGGUAGUCAAAACUCGUCGCAGUAUUUUGGAUAAACUAAAUUAUUCAGGUCGGAAAAACAAAUCGAUCAAGAAGCUCAAAUUUUAAACUUUUGUUGAAGUUGUGAAGACUACAAUCAACUUUCUCGCUUUUACCUACAUCAUGCUUUGGAAACUUCAUAAAAGGACAAUGACUGCAAUUGUAAGACUUCAAAUUUUUUUCGCAAGUGUGCAUUUAUUAAGUAUAUCUGAAGCAGUGACAGAUACCGCAACAGGCUAUGAACGGGAGAGAGUUGUCUGUCCAGAACAAACACUUGUUUGGGGGCCGGGAUUAAAUGCGGAUUUUAAUGUUCCUGCACGAUUUUUUUUUAUUCAAGCUGUGGAUUUCAAUGGCCAAAAUUUCACAGAGUCGCCGGGGGUGAAUGCAUACACGGUCAAGAUUAGCCCCAAAGAUCGGAGAGGGCGUAUCUGGAUGCAGAUGUUGGAUAGACACGAUGGAUCAUUCAUUGUACGCUAUCGGAUGUUUGACAGCUACGACAAUAUGCAGAUCGAAAUUAAAAGUGGCAAUAGGCAGGUUGCAGGCUCUCCUUACGCUCUAGAAGGAUCUGUGUAUGAUGAAAAGUGUUUCUGUCCCAAUGAUGAUGUGGAUGCAUGGCUGGAGAGCAUGCAGUGCCGCAAGGAGGUUCAUCCACAGAUUGAGAAGGAUCUCAUCCACUUCCCUAACAUCAACCUAAAGAACUUGGCAGAACAAGUUGUCUCAAGAUAUGCAGCUCAUCAUAGCUUAUCUCAUUAUACAAUUAUCAAUAAUAGAAUUUAUAGAAAGACCCAUGGACUUCACACUGGUUUUAAGAUGUUUUCUGAUGCAUUCCUUUUAUCUUUGACUCGAAAAGUGUCAUUACCAGAUAUGGAGUUCUUUAUAAACCUUGGUGAUUGGCCUUUGGUGAAGAAGGCCAGCAGAGAAAGUCUAUUACCAAUUUUCUCCUGGUGUGGUUCCAACGACACGUACGACAUUGUUUUGCCAACAUAUGAUGUUACUGAAUCAACACUUGAAACAAUGGGAAGAGUUUCUUUAGAUUUGUUAUCCGUCCAAGCCAACACACAACCUAAAUGGGAAGAGAAGAUCAGUAAGGGUUUCUGGCGUGGACGUGACAGUCGCAGGGAACGUCUUGAACUUGUGAAGCUAGCAAGGAAUCAUACGGACUUAAUGGAUGCAGCUCUCACCAACUUCUUUUUCUUUGAACAUAAGGAAGAACUCUAUGGUCCUAAGCAGAAGCAUGUGUCAUUCUUUGAUUUUUUUAAGUACAAGUAUCAGGUGAACAUUGAUGGUACGGUAGCUGCAUACCGACUACCCUAUCUUCUUGGUGGCAACAGUGUUGUAUUGAAGCAUGAUUCUGUUUACUAUGAACACUUCUACCAGGAGUUACAACCUUGGGUUCACUACAUUCCCUUCAACCAGAACUUGUCUGACCUGUUGGAGAAGAUCCAAUGGGCACAGGAGCAUGACAAAGAGGCGGAACAGAUUGCCCAAAAUGGACAAUUGUAUGUGAAAAACAACUUGCUGUCAAACCAAAUCUACUGCUAUUACUACCAAGCCCUUACCGAAUAUUCAAAAAAAUUUACCUCUAAGCCUAGAAUCCAUGAUGAUAUGGAGGAAGUCUUGCAGCCUGAGGACAGCAAAUGCAAAUGCCACAGAAACUUAUCCGGACGAGAUGAAUUAUAAGCAGCUUCAUCAGCAUAAUUGUGGUAUUGGUAUAUGAAAGAUGCUUAUUUGAUACUUUGAACAUCUAGUUUUGAGAAAUCAUCCUGAAAUACCAAAAAUUAAUCAAAUUAAAUUUUUGAAUUAUUUUUUAAAGUAUCAAUUAUCCCUCCAGUGUCAGUUAGCAUUUAAACAUAUUUUAUUUAUUCAUAUCUGCUUGUUAUUGUUAACAUGUUAUAUUGUCUACCAGAAUAUAUACUAUAUUUUUUAUGUUCUUUUUCUAUUUAAACAUAUGACUAUAGGGGUGGAUCCAGAAUUUUUCAAACUGGGGGGAGGGGGCACACAACAUUGAUUUGCAUUGAAAUUUUUAAAAUUUAGUACUAGCAAAAUGGACUGGAUCUGCCCCUGGACUAUAUAAUGCUUUUUGGUGCUAAGACAUACUUUUCUAAAAAGAAGUACAUUACUGUACAAGUAUAUAUGUUUGUCACUCUGAAGUGUCUUUUACAAGCCACACCCACUGCUUACAAAUUGUUGGUAUCCACUUCUAAUUUGUUGUAUAUA